Messenger RNA from Perca flavescens (yellow perch), 1201 nucleotides. Its product is annotated as zinc finger protein 709-like. Lineage: Eukaryota; Metazoa; Chordata; Actinopteri; Perciformes; Percidae. The coding region runs from base 251 to 646 and encodes 131 amino acids. Gene Ontology annotation, biological process: regulation of transcription by RNA polymerase II. The record is from RefSeq and is a predicted model, not a curated record. The transcript is spliced from 3 exons. Gene Ontology annotation, cellular component: PcG protein complex; chromatin; transcription regulator complex. Gene Ontology annotation, molecular function: RNA polymerase II cis-regulatory region sequence-specific DNA binding; DNA-binding transcription factor activity, RNA polymerase II-specific.
GGUGGAGCAGCGACUAACUGCGGCUGCUGAAGAGAUAUUUGGGCUGUUUGAAAGAACGAUAGCAGAGUACGAGGAGGAACUUUGUCGUUCAAAAGAGGAGAACGAGCGACAACGGGAGCUACUGGACGCUGUUUUCAACCCUCAGCUUCGGUUACACAGAGCAGCAACAGGUGGAGGGGGGCCGGGAAUUCCCUUCAUCUCUACCGUGGGGGCGCAGCUGACCCACGAGCAGGUGACCUGUGUCUGCAGCAUGGCGCUUCGGGUGGCAGUCCCUCUGUCUCAGACUCCCUCCUAUCGGAGCGAGAUGAUUGUGUGGCUGCGGCCUUGUCGUGGAGGUCAUUUUGACUGGUGUCUUUUAGAGAAACGGAGAGGAGGAGAGGGACCCAAACGUCACCACUGUCAGCACUGUGACAAAUCCUUCACAACAUCUGGAUAUUUAAAGAUUCAUCAGAGAGUACACACUGGAGAGAAUCUACACAACUGUGAUCAAUGUGGGGCAGUUUUCACACAACACAGUGACCUAAAUAGACAUAAACGCAUUCACACUGGAGAGAAGCUGUACAGCUGUGACAAAUGUGGGGCAGCUUUCACACGACAAGGUAGCCUAAAAAUACAUCAACGCAUUCACACUGGAGAGAAGCUGUGAUCAAUGUGGAGCAGCUUUCACACAAAAGAAUACCCUAAAAUUACAUCAACGCAUUCACACUGGAGAGAAGCCAUACAGCUGUGAUCAAUGUGGGGCAGCUUUCACACGACAGAGUAACCUAAAAACACAUCAACGCAUUCACACUGAAGAGAAGCCGUACUGGUGUGAACAAUGUGGAAAAAUGUUUUCUCAGAGUAGUCACCUUGAAAAACACCGUCGUGUUCACACUGGAGAGAAGCCGUGCUGGUGUGAACAAUGUGGGAAAACCUUUUCUCAGAGUGGUAGCCUUAAAAAACACCAGCGCAUUCACACUGCCUCGUGAAUAGGGUUGGGUACUGAGACUUGGUGCUAAUAUGGCACCGGUGCCUUAACGGCCGGUACCUUCCGGACCCAAUAGCAACGGGGAUUUUGGUCCCUCAUUUCGAUGCCACUGAUAUGCAUGUGUUUCUCUCUGAUGCUCCGAAACGACGACCGAAGCAUCGCUACACGUGACGCUAGUUAACACUACACUAACGUUAGCCUACAACAAAAAUUAAAUACAUAUGUUUAAAUGCU